GGGGGGGGGAGAUGUAUAUAACUUCAUGUUGUAUUAAAUUGUUGUAUCGGUGCCCAAGCUGUCAACUUCCUUUUAUGUAUGGAAUCUUUUUAAACAGCGUUUCCGACCACAGACAUGUGUAGCUUCAAAUUAAUUUUGUUUAAAUAUAAAUACUUAUUAAAGACUUUUAUAGAAUAAAGAAUUCGUUGUCUAUGUUCCGAUCUGCCCGUCGUCGUUUUUCUUUAUUACAAAAAUAGAUAUAUAUAUAUAAACUUGAAAUGUUAAUAGGCAAAUUUAAAAGUUAAAAUGGCUGACAGACGUGGAAAUCCACCGCGGAUGUUGCAAUGCAUUAGCUUGAUCUCUUGUUACUUUGUGGUGUGCUGUUCUGAACAAAGAAGAUUUAUAGAUGGAACUCGUGGGACAGCUGACAACAAUGACAACUCAAAUCCUAUUCAGAAGCGAUUUUCCUUUGCUGCCUACUAUGGUGAUCACAUGGUUCUUCAGAAAGCUCCUCAGCGUGCUGUCAUAUGGGGCUACAGCCCUUAUGUGUAUGAAAUGAUAAAUGUUUCUAUGGACAAACAGACAACACAAGUGUUAGUUGACGUACAUGGCUUGUGGAGGGUGACCCUUGACCCUGUAAAUGAGCCUGGACCUUACACCAUCACAGCCAGAAGUUCGGUUGGGGAGAUAACUCUCACCGACGUCCUGUUUGGAGAUGUUUGGCUCUGUUCUGGGCAAUCAAACAUGCAGUUUACAACGGCCCAGGUGAUACUUAUUAUUAAUUUGAUGUGAUAAUAAAUUGAUUGUUUUACUUCAAAGAAAAUAACGGCAAUGAAAUAAAAAUGCUGAAUCAAUAUACAGUUCAAAACAUUUUAUAAUUGUAAAGUAAUCUGAAUUGUAAUUCAUGGGCAUCUUAUCGUAGAUGCUACUUUGAUCUCUGAACAAUGUCUUCAGAUGGCACGUAAACAGUUUAAUUGAUUCCCCUUUAAUACCCAGCUUACUGUUUUAUCAUUUACACAUGCCAUCUUCCUCUCAAUCAUAUGUGAAUUAUUACAUUCCUCCUCUGUCAUUUCUUACUACCAGCCUUCUUUUUCAGAACAAUAAAAUAAUGUAAAAGUUAAUCAAUCAAACAUCUAUUAGCUAGUAGUAUUUCCUUCAAUACAUUUCUUUCCUGGUUUUUCUGGGUGUUACAGCAUGCCGGCAUGGUCAAUCGGGCAGCUUUAUUUAUACUUAUAAUUAUUUUUUUAUCAAGAGAGUAAAACUAAAAAAGGAUGAAUAAGUUGAAACAUUGUAUUAGUACGUUUACGUUUCAUUAGAUAUUUGCA
Molecule: messenger RNA, 1304 nt
Organism: Pecten maximus
Lineage: Eukaryota; Metazoa; Mollusca; Bivalvia; Pectinida; Pectinidae
Product: sialate O-acetylesterase-like
Exons: 2
Coding region: 286-771 (161 amino acids)
Biological process (GO): carbohydrate metabolic process
Molecular function (GO): sialate O-acetylesterase activity
Source: RefSeq, a predicted model, not a curated record